Messenger RNA from Striga hermonthica, 1065 nucleotides. The record is from the annotation of a GenBank genome assembly. Lineage: Eukaryota; Viridiplantae; Streptophyta; Magnoliopsida; Lamiales; Orobanchaceae.
AUGGGCAACAGAUUCACGUGUAUGUCUAAGAAAGACAACAAGAAUGGAGGGAUUGUGUCAAAGAUCAAAAGGGGCUCGAUUUCGAGGAGAAAGAGCUCAAUGGAAGAAGAAUUACUGCACAAGCAAGCUCUGGCCAUGGCGAUUCAACAGCACCAGCUUUCGCAGAGGUUCGAAAACGGGUCGAUGUCCCGCCGGGUCGGAUCCAACUCCUCCCGCCGCCGGGCCGCCAGCUUAUCGGACCCUUUUGGAAGUACAAUUAAUAAUGUUAAACAGUUGCCAGAGUUCUUGGAGAAUAUAAAGAUGAAGAAAUUUGUUUUGGUACACGGCGAAGGUUUCGGGGCUUGGUGUUGGUACAAAACUAUUGCACUACUUGAGGAAAAUGGACUCCUUCCUAUUGCCUUUGACCUGACCGGGUCCGGCAUUGACUUAACGGAUACUAAAAACGUGACUACUAUGGCCGAGUACUCAAAACCAUUGAUCGAUUAUCUGGAGAAAUUGCCAGAGGACGAGAAGGUAAUUUUGGUUGGUCACAGUACUGGGGGUGCUUGCAUCUCACAUGCAUUGGAACAUUUUCCCGAUAAGAUAUCGAAAGCCGUUUAUCUCUGUGGCACAAUGGUGUCUGAUGGGCAGAGACCUUUUGAUGUGUUUGCUGAGGAGCUUGGUUCUGCUGAACUUUUUUCGGCAGAUUCGAAAUCUCUAAUCUAUGGCAACGGUAAAGACAAACCUCCCACGGAAUUCAUGUUUGAGAAGCAGCAUUUGCAUGGAUUAUAUUUCAAUCAGUCUCCUGCAAAGGAUGUUGCUCUAGCAAUGGUUUCUAUGAGACCAAUCCCACUCGGCCCAAUGAUGGAGAAAGUAUCUUUAUCGGCCGAAAAAUAUGGAAAAGGGCGAAGAUUCUAUAUUCAGACAUUGGAUGACAAUGCUCUUUCACCGGAUGUUCAAGAAAAGCUCGUGAGAGAAAAUCCACCCGAAGGUGUCUUUAAGAUCAAAAGCAGUGAUCAUUGCCCUUUCUUCUCCAAGCCUCAGUCGUUGCAUAAAAUCUUGCUCGAGAUAGCUCAAAUUACAUAG